AUGCGCUACCUUCUUCCAGCAGUGCUUGGUGCACUGAGCUUGAUUUACGUCGAUGGUGUUGUUGCCCAGGACACGCCCACCUGUGUGCCUGGUUGUGCGAACACUGUCAGAGGCCAAUUCACUCAGUAUGGUUGCGUCAGUGCAGAUGACGCUGCCUGUCUCUGUGCAAACGCCAACUUUGGAUUUGGCGUUCGAGACUGUGGUCAGACUGGUUGCGGCUCUACGGACGUCCAAGUCCAGGCCUUUCUUGCUGGGAACUUUUGUCAGGUUCCUCCGACCUCAACACCACCAGCGACUCCAGGCGCGUCUGAAUCGACGGCUCCUCCAAGCGAAACAACCCCAAGUCCAACAUCGCCGCCAACGACAUCUGCUCCGAGCUCAGAAACUGCACCUCCGUCUUCAUCGCCACCGGCCACAGGGCCACCAACUACAGCAUCGUCAGCCACGACAGGACCGGCCUCCGUUCCCACUCAACCCUCUGCUCCGCCGACAGGAACCCCUCUACACUCAAACUCUACAAUCCCCGCGUCUAAACCAACUUCCCCGCCUCCUACGACAACCUCUGCUGCUUCUUCCACCUCUGUCUCUAGCUCUAGUCCCACGUCUACUGAAACAUCCGCAGCUGCUCCGGCAGGUGGUUUGUCCCAAGGUGCGGCUAUUGGAAUUGGAGUCGGAGUUGCUGGCGGUGUAGUUGCAAUUGCAUUUGCCGGCGUCUUCUUUUUCUUGAAAAACCGCAGCCGAACUCACGAUUCCUUCGACAUCUCUGCGCCACCUCCUAGUUCUGGUCGUGGCCAAGGCGCGUUUGAAAAGUAUUCGAAUGAUCUCGAACUGGUCUCUAACCGGUACGAAGACAUGGUACCUCGGCAGCAGCCAAGAGCCAUGGUGUAG
Molecule: messenger RNA, 888 nt
Organism: Trichoderma breve
Lineage: Eukaryota; Fungi; Ascomycota; Sordariomycetes; Hypocreales; Hypocreaceae
Product: CFEM domain-containing protein
Exons: 4
Coding region: 1-888 (295 amino acids)
Source: RefSeq, a predicted model, not a curated record